Rhinocladiella mackenziei CBS 650.93 is the source of this 1248-nucleotide messenger RNA. RefSeq lists its product as uncharacterized. The coding region runs from base 1 to 1248 and encodes 415 amino acids. Gene Ontology annotation, molecular function: DNA-binding transcription factor activity, RNA polymerase II-specific; RNA polymerase II cis-regulatory region sequence-specific DNA binding. Lineage: Eukaryota; Fungi; Ascomycota; Eurotiomycetes; Chaetothyriales; Herpotrichiellaceae. Gene Ontology annotation, cellular component: nucleus. The transcript has a single exon. The record is from RefSeq and is a predicted model, not a curated record. Gene Ontology annotation, biological process: positive regulation of transcription by RNA polymerase II; mitotic cell cycle.
AUGUCUCGAUCUAGUCGGCGCGGUCCUUGGUUACCAGAGGAAGAUGCCUCACUGCUGCAUCUCGUCCGGACGCAAGGUCUGAACAAUUGGGUCCGUAUAUCACAACACAUGCAACAUCGAUCGCCGAAACAAUGUAGAGAACGAUAUCAUCAAAAUCUCAAACCUUCUCUCAGCCACGAGCCUAUUUCGGCACAGGAAGGCGAGGUGAUUGAGCAACUCGUCCAAGAAAUGGGCAAGCGGUGGGCUGAGAUUGCGCGGCGUUUGGGGAAUCGCAGUGACAAUGCGGUAAAGAAUUGGUGGAACGGCAGUAUGAAUCGUCGAAAGAGAAAUACAGCCCAGCAGAAUGGCGGUUCGAAAAUGGUGGGAUAUCGGACGCAGCCUAUUCCCGCAUCAGCACCUUCGCGACAGCUAUGUCUACCAGACCAAACUGCCUCUACACGAGAAGCCUACGGAGCUCCUUAUUCUAUUCCGCCGCCCUUUCACAAACCUGAACUUACUCCGAACCAUUCUGGAUUCACUGGCACCCAACACUUCAACCCAGAACCUGGUUAUCGUGUUCAUCACCAGACAGAACGACCACGGUUCCUUGGCCAUGCUCAUUUCAAGUCUUCAUCUUAUUCGACGUAUGAUCCGUCAGCUAACAACACUCGACCCACUCUCUCACCCGGAUUCGGUUCCCACCAAGUGAGGAAGCCUUCUCUCCCUGAGCAACCAUCUUGGCCUGGGGCGCGAUCCGCGGAGCGUCGCGACUGGCAGCUGCCACCCCUAAAUUUUGAACCUCCUGUGCCUUCACCUGCGGCGACAGAAAUCUCACACACCUCGUCAAAUCAGCAAGCACCGUCUUUGGUUUCAGACAACCAGUCGAACUGUUCAAUUUCACCAAAGACAAUCCCUUCGCCUCGACCGAGAAUGCCUGCCACAAGUGCACCUACAGUGCAACUGCUGUCCGACAUGUCCGGGCGGAGUAGCACCGGCCAUUUCACAGAGGGCAAGAUAGACGGAACUGAGCAGCGACGAGACGAUGUAUACAUGCAAACAUGCUCACCGGUGGGAAGUGCAGAGUUAUCACCCUCCAAUGUUGUGGCCCUUCCCGGGUUACUGCACCAUCUCGCUCUUCCCGAGCCGGCGACGAGUUUGUCUGAAUCCAACAGGCUCGAAGACAGAGCACACCGAAUACAACAGCCUCCGAAAAUGGAUAUACUGGGCGGAAGAGAUGCUCGGAUGAAUGUGGCCCGGCUAAUUGAAUAA